Messenger RNA from Phialemonium atrogriseum, 3633 nucleotides. RefSeq lists its product as uncharacterized. Gene Ontology annotation, cellular component: membrane. The transcript is spliced from 8 exons. The record is from RefSeq and is a predicted model, not a curated record. Bases 1 to 3633 code for a protein of 1210 amino acids. Lineage: Eukaryota; Fungi; Ascomycota; Sordariomycetes; Cephalothecales; Cephalothecaceae. Gene Ontology annotation, molecular function: transmembrane protein transporter activity; ATP hydrolysis activity; ATP binding. Gene Ontology annotation, biological process: intracellular protein transport; protein targeting.
AUGGCGGACGGUCCUUCGCCCGAGAAGGCUGCCAUUCCUUCGCCAGUCUCCCUACCUGUGCCCGUGAGCCCGUCGGCGGAAGACCCUGUCGACGCAGAGCACCAAACGGACUCCCCAGACGGGCUGAGUACAAGCUCGAAAGCAAACGCCGGCGAUGAUGAUGACGGCAGCGACAGUAGUAGUGUUGCAUGGGACGGGAAGCGGCGCGAGAAUCUAGUCGCCGACUGGAAGUUCCUGGAUUUCGAACACUUUAAGAACCGAUACGGCCCAGACGAAGGCCUGGAGAUCAUCGAAGUCCUCAAGGGUCACCCGCAUCUUGAGCAGGAGAUCUGGAGAGAGGCACAAGAUCGGCUCCCGCAAGGGAAGUCAACCCGAAUUGACAGGAGGUGGAAGCAGAAGCAGAAGUCCUAUUCCAAAGAUAUCGAGACCGAAUACAUUCAACGCAUCAGAAUCCAGUCGCCAGCCCUUAUCCUCCUGCUCUCCCACCUCUCCGGCAGCCACGACUCCUGGGCCACCAACAAACCGAGGGUCUUCUUCCGACCAUUCCGAACCCAGUACUACUACCAACCCCAUAUGAAGGAAAUUCUCGCCUUCCUGGAGAAGAGAUUCGGCAAUUCCCAGACAGAUAUCGCCACUGCGGACGCGAAAGUUGCUCCAACCGAGGACAUCGACGAGACGCCCGGCCAGGAAGACGACAGCAAAAGCGAUGCUUUCAGUUUUGGCUCAGAGGAGCCGAAGAAAUCGACUUGGAGGAUAUCAUCAGUGGCGAUGUCGCAAACACCGCCACAGCAUUGCAGCACGUCAGGAAAAAUACUGUACCGACCACUCAAUACCGACUCUCCCAAGGGUCGAGACAAAUCGUCCCAGCCGGUCAACAAAGCGCAUCAAAGUGCCUGGCGAUUCUAUAGCAUCGUGAUGGAGUCGUAUGCAGACGACAAGCCGGACGACUUCAAAGCCAAGAAGGGCCGAGAACUUAGCAUCUACUGCUACUACAUCGACUACGAUGGUAUAUCGUACCUGCCGGUCCAGAAUAAAUUAACCAUCAAUGACUAUGACGGCGAGAAGGACAUUACGGAGCUCCCCAUCUAUCCACUCCGGUUCGCAAAGGACACGGAAAAGUUGAUGGAGACAUUCCGGAAGCAGGGCGAACGCUUCCAAUUCGUCAAGACGGAGAAGUACCUCUUCUACGACGGAUGGACCCUCACUCAAGGUCCGACCGGGAGCUCCGACGAGAGCAAAGAGUUGACCUCGGAGCACAUCGACAGCAACGUCGUCCUCGACUUCCUCGAGGGCUACAAAGCCGAGCCAUCCCUCGGCCAGCCAUCCUUCGAUGGCCUUCAAUCCUUCGGCGACAGCGACUGGCCGGAAGGCGAGGACGAAUUGGAAAUCCGGCACUGGACCAGCGUCCUCCGCGUGUCCGGCCAGGUUGACGUCGAGGAGCUCCACGGAGAGGGCUUGGCUUUGCUGCCGCGCCGCGCCAUCGCCUUCGCCUUCCGCGAGCGCAAGUUCAUCUUGGCCGACAUCAACUCGCUCCGGGAGGUCCGGAAGCAGGAAGACGUGUUCCAGGACCUGAAGAUUGAUCCCAAACACAAGCAGAUGAUCGAGUCGCUGAUCAAGACCCACUUCCAGAAGCAGGCCAUGCAGAAGGAGUUCGGCGUCGUCAACCUCAACCAGGACCUGAUCCUCGGCAAGGGCGCGGGCUUGUUCUUGCUACUUCACGGCGUCCCGGGCGUCGGCAAGACGGCCACGGCUGAGGCCAUUGCCCAAAUCAACUCAAAGCCGCUGUUCACCAUCACCUGCGGCGACCUAGGUUUCGAGCCCAGUAAAGUCGACGAAUCUCUCCGGAACAUCUUCCGCUUGGCCCAUCUCUGGGACUGCGUGCUUCUGCUGGACGAAGCCGACGUGUUUCUGUCUCGCAGAGAGGUAUAUGACUUGAAAAGGAAUGCGCUGGUUUCUGUCUUCCUGCGUGUACUCGAGAACUACUCUGGGAUACUGUUCCUGACGACAAACCGAGUGGGCCAUCUCGACGAAGCCUUCAAGUCUCGCAUUCACAUCAGCUUGUACUACCCCCCGCUGACCGAGAGUCAGACGGUCGCCAUCUUCGACGUCAACAUCAGGCAGCUAUCCAGGAUCGAAGACGAGAAGCAGAAGCUGAUGGAAAAGGAGGGCUCCACCAUCCCCAAGCGGCCGAAGAUGAUCAUCGACAAAAAGAGCCUCGUCACAUACGGAAAGUGGCACUGGAGCGCCCACCGGCCCUCGGAGCGCUGGAACGGCCGGCAGAUCCGCAACGCCUUCCAGAUCGCCUACUCGCUCGCCCACUGGCCCAACAAGAGGCCCACCGUUGACAAGCAGGGGAGGGUAAUCUCCCAGAACCAACUGCCGUCUGCCCCGGCGCGGCGGGCAGCCACACCCAACGCGAGCACCCCGAAGCCCGCCCCCAGCGCCGACACCGUCGGCCAGGUCUCACAGCAGACCCUCAAGCUGGACUACAGGCACUUCGAAGAGGUCGCUAGGGUCAUCGAAAAGUUCGACGCCUACCUCUACGACACCCUCGCCGGCACGUCGGCCGAGUCCGCCCGCGACGCCGGCACCCGCGCCGACGCCCACGACUCCACCGCCGCGCAGUACAGCCGCUACCCAGGGCCCCCGCCCCCUUCGGCAUACGCGCCCUCGCCACCGCAGCAGCAGCAGCAGCAGCAACCCGGCCCAGUCGCCUUCCGCCGGCGCCAGGGGCCAACCCCGCGAUUCACGACCGGCCACGCCGGCGGCGGAAGCGGUUUAGGCCCAGACGUGGGGCGUCCGUCCGUGAGUCAGCUGCCCCAGCGGCCGCGCUUCCGGCCCAGCGCCCCGGCGCCGGCGCGUGGCGGCGCGUCUCGGCAGCAGCAGCAGCGAGCUUCCCCGCAGAAGAGGAGGGAGGGCGGCCUGGGCGGCGGGAGUCGCGCGCGGGAGGAGGUGGAAGCCGCGAACUGGGAGAACGAUAGCGGCUUCUACGAGCACGGAGUGUGGGACCUGGAGCCGCAGGCCGGCGUGGCUAACGGCGGCGAGGAGGCGUAUGGGCACGCACGCGACGGCGGAGGGGGCGGCGAUUUGGGUGUGCAUGGCGGAUACGGAUUCGAGGAGCACGAGGAGGGGAUGGAGGACUCGGAGCAGCCGUACGAUGACCAGGGACACUAUGCGGAGGAUUAUCCAGUUGUGCUGGUUCAGCGGACCGAUUUAGCUGGGGCUGAUCCAGCCGUACUGCCCACACCGCACUCUCUCGACUGUCUCUUCCGCACGGCCAGAACUGCCAGCUCAGACCACACCCCGGCCGGGGUUCACAUUCGCAUUCGCACUCGACACCAAUCCUCCACCAUCUUCUGUCAAAACGCGUCCAUUCCUUCUCCCGAUACUUCCAAUUCUCCCACGUCAAACUCCAUCGCCAUGUCAGACCAAGUCCAAGACCUCCUCGACGCGCCUCGCGAGUUCCUGAAAGACGGCAUGCAGUUCGUCAACAGGUGCCAAAAACCCGACAGGACCGAGUUCAUCAAGAUUUGCAGGGCGGUCGGCACUGGUUUUAUUGUCAUGGGAUUCGUCGGGUACAUCGUCAAACUUUUCCACAUUCCUCUUAAUCAUACGCUCGUCGGUGGCGCAUAA